Messenger RNA from Acanthopagrus latus (yellowfin seabream), 8224 nucleotides. RefSeq names its product cAMP-specific 3',5'-cyclic phosphodiesterase 4C-like. The coding region runs from base 4310 to 7042 and encodes 910 amino acids. The transcript is spliced from 19 exons. The record is from RefSeq and is a predicted model, not a curated record. Gene Ontology annotation, cellular component: perinuclear region of cytoplasm; nucleus; cytosol. Lineage: Eukaryota; Metazoa; Chordata; Actinopteri; Spariformes; Sparidae. Gene Ontology annotation, biological process: signal transduction. Gene Ontology annotation, molecular function: 3',5'-cyclic-AMP phosphodiesterase activity.
GAUACAUCUAAAGAAAAUCAUCCAGUUCUGAUAUUUUUCUAUGUGAUAAAGAUUUGCAUGCCAUCGCACACGUACAUUAUAAAUGUCAGUCAACAGCGCCACCUUGAGUCUGUUUGAUGACACAGCACAUAAAAUAAAAUCAAAAGCUUGUACUGUGAACACCAAACCAUCUAGUUGCCUCGCUUAUCAUUUCUGUGAUCUGUUAAGUUCAGAGUGUAACGUUCCCAGAUGGACUUUGCACAUUAUUCAAAUCCUGAGAUGCUGCUUUGUGUCCAGCAUAUUUAUAAAUGAGGUUAAACUUUAACUAAGUCUAUUUUGUGGAGAAAAAAAGGUAGAUAUUCAGCUAGAUUGUGAGAAUAUUUGUAGUUUUUUGAGAGUUCAUCUGUGGCGCGGUAGGAACUCCAGUCAGUCUGACAAACGAGCAGGGCAAAUAUAUCAGCAGAUAUAUGAACAGACGAGUGACAAAUUAAAUCAGAAACCUGCAGAUCACUUCAAAAUGUUUUCCUUUUUGCUGUGUUGAAACAUUUUCUGCCCUGAUGGGAGCGGUCUCUUCUGGGACACGAGUGGUCACUGAGCGGUGUGACGAGUAUGAAAAUGAUAUGAAUCACAUGCCGUGGCCUUUUUUUUUUUUUUGCAGUCACCAGAUCUCAGCUUAAUUAAAUACAUGUGGGAGAUCUUGGGCCAACAUGUCAGACAGUUCACUCCAUCAGCAUCAUUAACACACUUCUGGAAGACCAGUUGCUGUUCUGGCAGCAUGUGAUGGCCCAAUACCUUACUGAGGGAGUUUUGUCUCAGCCGCCUGUAGCUCUCUAAGUGUACGUCAGCCAAUAAGUACAAUAUCAAAAUACUUUUUUAUUAAAUACAUUAUAAUAACAGGAAAUUGCAGUACAGAAAUGACAAAAGAUCAUUUAGAGAAAAGUAUGUAAAACAACCUUUAUCAGGGUGUUUUUUAACUCUUAAAUAUCAGAAUUGAUAAUUACCCAAUAUAAAAAAUCCAGGAUUUGAACUCCGUCAAGAGUUAAAUUGGAUGUAUUUGGGGUGACAAAGCUCCGCCUGGCUUUGCACAUUUGUAUAUAACGUGAUCCGGGUUGUAGCGAAUGAAGGUUUUCAUCAUCACUAAUUAUUUUCAGGAUUGAUUUAUUAAGUCUGAAUGUCAAUAAUAUAGAGAAGCAGCAAGUUUAAAGCGUAAACUAGAGAAUUUUUGCACUACUAAAAUAAUUCACCGAAUAUCAAAAUAAAUCUUGUGUUGAAUGACUAUUUGGUUAUGAUUGAUUUAAUCUCCAGGGCUCCACUGACCACACGCUCUGUUGAAAAGAGCCAAGCUUGAAAAAAAGGAAUAUUUUUAGUGUGUAUUUUAAAUAACAAUACAUUUUAUUGUGUAUUUACCCUUUAAAGCAGUGAGACUCUGUUUCUAAGUUGUAUUGCAGCGCGUGCACAGUUAAUCAGGCUUUAUUUGUUUCUGAUCCGUUUAUUAACUUUUUCACCGGUUGCUGUUGAGAAAGUUGCCGUCCCAUUGUGCUGAUGUGAAUCCUGACUCAUUUUUGCCAUUCUUCUUCUCUCCACAUCUCUCUCUCGCACUUGCAUAAUUAAUUGCUGGGUCAUUCUCUGCCCCCCCCACCGCCUCUCUCCCUCUCUCUCCCUCUCUCUCCUUCAUAAUUAAUUGGUGGGUUUGAUUUAGUGGUCUGUGCAGGAUUUUUGAGGCAAAGCUUCUUUGUGCAGUCACUUUUGUAAAUAGAAAACAAUCAGCGUAGGCUGGGGGCAUAAAUCAAAUCUAGAUAAUGCCUAUAAAAGCUGAUGGGAGAGUAACAGAAUAGCGUCGCGGCUUCAUGCAGAACUGCUGGGCUGUGUUUAUUCGUCUGGUCGUAUCAAUGCAGUCGUGUCCUCUCUGGAUGUGUGAAUGUUUUACUGUAGAGCAGCAAUGUUUAAUCGAUUAGUCGUCAGCUAAUUUGACGAUUGAUUGCGUUUGAACAUUUUUUAAGAAAAAGAAGCCAGAAUUCUCUGAUGUCGUUCUUAAAUGUGAUUAUUUUCUGGUUGCCUUUAGUUCUCUCUGACAGCACACUAAUUCACUGUGGGUUGAGGCUAAAACAAGACAUCUGAGGACGUCAUCUAGAUCUUUGAGAAACAUCGAUUGACCCUUUAUUUAUAGCAACUAAUUGAUUAAUCGAGAAAGCAGUCGAUAGGUUAAUGGACAACUGCAAUAACAGUAUGUUGUAGACUUCUAAUACUGAUUUUUAUAAAGGGAAAAAAAAACUAGCAGAGUUUAAGUUUCUGAAUGUCAACUGUGAUCAUCAGAGAUUGUUCUUAUAGACGAUCAAUAUGUGUGUUUGUCUGAUAGAGCUGAAUUUCUCAAGCAACAAUAUUCUCCAGUUCCAGCUUCUCAAAUGUGAUGAUAUGCUGUCUUUUCUUGUUUUACAUUAAAGUUAACUGAAUAUCUUUCAGUUUAGGGUUUAGGACUAUUGGUCAGACCAAACAAGCAAUUUUAAGGAUGUCAUCUUGAGCUCUGGGCGCAUUUUUUCACUAUUUUCUGACACCAAACGAGGAAUCAGCUAUUUUUAAGGGGGGAAAAGAAGUGGAAAUCUCUGAUUCCAGCUGCGUAAAAGUAAAUAUUAUCUGGUUCCUUUUCUCCUCUAUGACCGUAAGCUGAAUGUCUUUGGGUCGUCAAUAAAAAAAUGUAAAACGUCACCCUCUGGCUUUGAUCAACAUUUUUCACCAUUUCUGAAGUUUUAAAGACCGUACAACUAAUGAUUAAUCAACAAAAUAAUAAGUCAGAUAGUUUCUGACUGUUUGAUCUACUCACAUUUUGUGUACUAUCGGUGUGUCUACAGUAUCUUUUUUUUUUUUUUUUUAACAAGCAAAACUGUCAAAUACUCUCUGGUUCCAGCUUUUCAAAUAUGAGGAUUUCCUGCUUUAACUUGUGUUACGUUAUAGUAAACUGAAUAUCUUUGGGUUGUGGGACAAAUCAAGACACUUUAGAACGUCAUCUUGUGCUUUCACUGAUUUUCAGUGAUUUUUUCAGCUAGUUUUGUAAUCGGGAAAACAACAACAGGUUGAUCAGCAGUGAAAACGUUGUUGGUCGCAGCACUAUCACACUGAUUUAAAAGUCAGCAAGACUAAAAGUCAGCUCAGGUUUAGUCAAAUGUUCUCUCGUUCCAGCUUCUUAAAUGUGACUUUCUGCCUUCGCUUGUCUUAAAUUAUUGAUCACUGAGUAUCUUUGUGUUUGGGACUGUUGGUCAGACAAAACAAGAAACGUUAAGACGUCAUCUUCUUCAUGUUUUGACACCAGAGGAGGAACCACUCUGAAGAUAAGGUGGCAGAUAAGGAUAAGCAAUAAGGGGGGAGCGUGAUUCCUGUUUUAGGUCUUAAAAUGGACUGCAUGUCCUUGGAUGACUGUAAAAGGACAUGGGAGGAAAAAAGGUCUGCAGAGAGACGGAGGGGAGAGCGGGGAAAGAGAGAAGAAGGGGAAGGAGACGGGUGAAAGCAAGACGAGGCCCAGCCCAUCUUUCCAUUGAUCUUGAGGCGAUCAAGGGAAUCUACACCGAGGAGGACCCGCUGAGACGGAUUCAAGGAUGAAUCCUGGCAGAUCAGACCUGGAAUUUUGACUCAACAUCUCUCCCGAUGCUGAAUUUGGAUCCGACUGACCGACCAGACGAUGGAAAACUGAUCUGACGGAGGAAACACUUUUGUGCAACUUCUCCCACAAACUGGAUCUGGAUUAUUUAUCGAUGGAAAACUGCAUUCAUGCGGGAUCAGGUUUACAACUGGGAAUUGUCAUGCGAACAAUACUCCACGUUGGUUAAACAUAUUAGAAAACUUGAGAAAAGGUUUUCUUCAGCGGUGGCAUCAUGAACUCUCAGCCGGAUACCCCACUGGCUCGUCCGGCCAAAGCAAGACGACAUGCAGACGGAUUUAUUUUUGCCCAGCAGCUCGUAGCGUUCCUCAAAAUGGAGUAAGGAUUUUUAUUUGUUUUUUAAUUUUUCCCCUCUUCAACUUGUGGACAAACAACAGAUCCAAACAAAGGUCACCCACCAGCGACUGAACCUGGAGCCUCUGAGGGCCACAUAAAUGCACCUUUAGCGUUUGACGGCAGGUUGGACGCCCAGUUUCCAUCACCUGAACACUGAGGUGUGGACAGAGCAGGAGCGAGGCGGUUGGCUGGCUGAGUCAGCUCCGAUGGGGGCCGGUUGUGACCCGGUCUGACCCCGGUUUGACCUUGCAGUGACCUUUGACCUCUCCGGUCCUGGCUCUCCACCUGCUCUGCUGCCUGGGUUCCGGAACGCUCCGCCCUGGGGCCCAGAACGAGCCAAUCAGAAUGAAGAAGAGCCGCAGCGUGCUGUCUGUGACUGGAGAAGAGGGCAAUGACACAGAUAUAACAGGUGCUGGGGAGAAGGCGGAGUCAUCUCGCUACAGCCGAUCUUACACGUCCGGGGCCACGCUGGGGGCCGAGCUACGCAGAGGGAGGAGCAGAAGACUCUCGUCUAGUCUCCAGGUGCCCUGCUGGCUUCGCCCUCGGGACCGCACUCGAUCACCAGAGGUCCUGAACAAUGUGUCGCGUCCAACAACUCUUCCCCUCCGCAUCCCACCGCGCAUCUCCAUCACACAGGCAGACACCGACAGUUAUGAAGCAGAAAAUGGCGUGUCACCGGGUCACACCCCACUGGGUUCGCAGAGUCCUGGCCUCACCCUGCACACCUCCUUCCCCCAGGGCCAGAGAAGAGAGUCCUUCCUCUACCGCUCUGACUCGGACUACGACAUGUCGCCCAAGACGGUUUCACGCAACUCCUCCCUCGCCAGUGAAGGGCACACAGGAGAGGACUUCAUUGUCACACCUUUCGCUCAAGUACUGGCCAGUCUACGAUCAGUACGGAGCAACUUCACCAUCCUUGCCAACGUCUCAACCCCAACAGUCAAGCGGUCUCCUCUGGGUGGAGUGUGCGUCAGUCCCAGGGCCACACUGUCAGACCAGCAGUACCAGCAGCUCGCACUGGACACACUGGAGGAGCUGGACUGGUGCUUGGACCAGCUGGAGACCAUCCAGACACACCGCUCCGUCAGCGAAAUGGCCUCCAACAAGUUUAAGAGGAUGCUGAACAGAGAGCUGUCCCACCUGUCAGAGAUGAGUCGCUCUGGUAACCAGGUGUCUGAAUACAUCUCCAGCACCUUCAUGGACAAGCAGAACGAUGUGGAAAUCCCGUCUCCUACUCUGAAAGACAAACCUAUGAGUCACAUCAGUGGAGUGAGGAAACUGUCUCACAGCUCCAGCCUCUCCAGCACUUCAAUGCCUCGCUUCGGUGUCAACACAGACCACGAGGACGAGCUCGCCAAGGAGCUGGAGGACCUGGACAAGUGGGGUUUUAACAUAUUCAGAGUCGCAGAAUUCUCCAACAACAGACCUCUCAGCUGCAUCAUGUACACCAUCUUCCAGGAGCGAGAGCUGUUGAAGACAUUUCGUAUCCCAGUCGACACCUUUGUCACUUACGUGAUGACCCUGGAGGACCAUUACCAUGGAAACGUAGCGUACCACAACAGCCUCCAUGCUGCAGAUGUCACCCAGUCCACACAUGUCCUCCUCUCCACACCUGCUCUGGAUGCCGUCUUCACCGACCUGGAGAUCCUCGCCGCUCUGUUCGCUGCAGCUAUCCAUGAUGUCGACCACCCCGGAGUUUCCAAUCAGUUCCUCAUCAACACCAACUCGGAGCUGGCCCUCAUGUAUAACGAUGAGUCAGUGUUGGAGAACCACCACCUCGCUGUCGGCUUCAAGCUGCUGCACCAAGAAAACUGUGACAUCUUUCAGAAUCUCACCAAGCGACAGCGCCAGAGCCUUCGCAAGCUCGUCAUCGAUAUGGUUUUGGCCACAGACAUGUCCAAACACAUGACCCUCCUGGCUGAUUUGAAGACCAUGGUGGAGACCAAGAAGGUGACCAGCUCUGGUGUGCUGCUCCUGGACCACUACACAGAACGGAUACAGGUGCUGAGGAACAUGGUGCACUGCGCAGACCUGAGCAACCCCACCAAGACAUUGCCGUUAUACCAGCAGUGGACGGAGAGGAUCAUGGAGGAGUUCUUUCGACAGGGUGACAAAGAGCGAGAGAGGGGGAUGGAGAUCAGCGCCAUGUGUGACAAACACACUGCGUCAGUGGAGAAGAGUCAGGUGGGUUUCAUCGACUACAUCGUCCACCCGCUGUGGGAGACGUGGGCCGACCUCGUUCAUCCAGACGCUCAGGAGCUUCUGGACACGCUGGAGGAGAACAGGGAGUGGUAUCUGAACACCAUGCCCCAGUCUCCCUCACCUCCCCCGGACAGACACCUACAACACGACCGCUUCCAGUUCGAACUCACCCUGGAGGACCUGGAGCACAACAAUCACAACCACAUCAACCUGAGGAACAGCGGCCAGAAAGCCAUCUGCGACAACGGUGCCAAAGACCAGGAUGACCAGGCGGAGCUGAAAGGUGACGAAGAGAACCACGUGGAAACCGAGAACGAGGACGAGGAGAAUCACAAUAGCGAACACAACGGAGUCCAAGAGGAAGAGGAGGAGGAGACUGGAGAAGAAGAGGAAGAGGUGAAGGAGAACGCAGAGGAGGGGGAGGAACAUGGAGAGGAUCAAGUAGAAGAAGAAGAGGGAGGGCAGACAGAUGAAAUAGAAGAGGAAGCGAACGAUGCAGCGGAGGAUGAAGAGGCCAAAGAAGAUGAGGAGGGAGACCAAGAGCAGGUGGAGGGUGACGAGGAAGGGGAAGCUGAGGAACCUGUGGAAGGGGAAGAGGUGGAAGUGGAAGGGGAGAUGGAAAAUGAGGAGGCGGAUGCGGAGGAAAAUGUGGAAAGAGAGGAGGAAGAGACAGAAGAGAGAGAAGACGAGGAGGCAGCAGAGAUGGAGGAAAAUGUAGAACAAGAAGAGGAUGGCGAGACAGAGGAGAAAGCGGAGGAGGAAGAGGAGGGAGAAACGGAAAAUGCUGGAGAGGAAGAGGAAGCAGAAGAGGAGGAAGAGGCGCCUGUUGAGGAUGUAGAUGAAGUAGAAGAAGUGAACGAGGAAGAAGAGAGUUAGUUGGGUGUAAAAACGUGGAUUAAAAGGGUCAGCGAGGAAAGGUUAAGGCCUCAACAGUUUGCAGGACGACCGUCACUGAAGGGAAUAAAAAGCCGAAAGACGCCUUCCUUGAUCAUGUGACCCUCUCAGCUGAAGGCCAAGUGAACGCUCGACUACAGACGUCUUAAACAAACUUUACAGCUCACAGAGAAACACUGAAGACUGACAGUACAGCAUCGGACACAAACCUGGCCCCAACGCCUUCCCGAACAGCCAGAUUGUUGCAACGUCUCGAUCAACUGGUAGUGAUAGAAAGACCGGAGUCUUCACCACCGAGUAUCUGUACAUCCAUCACUGCCGUAGGGGAAUAAACUGGGGAAUAAUAAAACGGGGGAGGGGUAACCUGUUUUAUCGACCUUUUGUAGCUCCUGAGAAUCUUAAAAAAAAACAACAACAACCUGUACAUGCAAAUAAGUGCUACCCAUCAUCUCUCUGUCACUGUCUCGUUCAUGAGGAAGAUACCAUCCCUCGCCCCGACCACUAACUGUCAAAAGAAUGUCAACUUCCUCUGUCAGAAAAGAGAAAAAAAAAAAGUGGAAAGUGUAAGUCUGUCGUCUUAUAUUUACUACAACAACUUUCCACGUGUGAACAGGAUGCUGAGAACGACCUUUGGGCUCUGGUCUAGAACAGUUUAACCUCCUCACAUACUAACCUUAAAGCAACAAUGCUGGAUUUCUGAAUAACAAUAAUAAUAAUAAUAAUAAUAAUAAUAUCUGGUGGUGCAGUCCAGCUUGAAAUAAAGGCUGACCUGUCGUACGUGUCGAUGUCAGUUCAUGUUUGAAAAAAUAAAUAAAUACAAAUAAAUAUAAACACCCAGUAUUCAUCCCAUCACGACAGUUUCACAUCUACCCCAGACUGUGAGUUUGAUUCCCGGGUGAAUCGUGCCAAACUGUCCCACGACCAGCACUGAGCAAUUCAGCCUUCCUCCAGACGUGUUGGGCUACUCGUCCGUGAAGCAAUGAACUGUGGGACCAGGGUAACGGGUGUGAUGGUCUUCCACUAAUCCCAUUUUUUUGUUUUGUUUUUGUAAAAAAAAAAACUGUAUUUGGCACUUUAUCUAACACCCCUGUUACAUAUAUGUACAUAAUAAACAUGUAUUUUAAUCUGCUGAUGUCAUAUAAUAAAUCUGAUCAAUGAAGUUGA